This is a messenger RNA of Dendronephthya gigantea, 2268 nucleotides long. RefSeq lists its product as uncharacterized. Lineage: Eukaryota; Metazoa; Cnidaria; Anthozoa; Malacalcyonacea; Nephtheidae. The coding region runs from base 337 to 2169 and encodes 610 amino acids. The transcript has 3 exons. The record is from RefSeq and is a predicted model, not a curated record.
UUCUACGCAUAUAGAGAUCAAUGAGCAAGUUUUGCAAAACAGAACUCAAUCACAACUGAUCACAACACAACUCAAUGCAAAUUGCAAAACAACGCUGAAGACCGGAAAUGCGAUAUAAGUAUUUAUAAAAUCUUGCACAUUUUGUUGUUUCUGGACCGAAUUACAGACGUUUUGUCACCAUAGUAAAGUAGCUAAGAAUAUUAAGAUUUCGUAGCGUAAGAUGUUUCCUGCAUCGCAAAAGAAAAACAAGUCACUUGAUAACAACAACGAAGCGUCAUCGUCAAUGACUUAGCUUGAAAGAAAAAUUCGUGUUAAAACAAGACUUAAGUGAAAAGAAUGUGCAGUCCCAGUGUUAAAGAUUUGUCGCGAAUGAGAAAUAAUCCUGAUUUUCUUAACUGGAUGGCUGUGGGUGAAGCUCUUGUUGUCCUUAGCAAUGGCCUUCGCAAGCAUGCUGAGAAAAAAAUGAAAGAAUUUCAUGCCCUAAUAACAAAAAGAGUUGGUGGACCUGGAGUCAAAUGCCAUUGCAAGUAUAGCCUUGGUAAGAAACCAAAUCCUCAUGGACAAUUAACAACAUCUUGCAUUUGGGCUCGGAUGUUAAAAACAUUUCAUGUUUUUCCACGAAAAGGUGACAUUCCUUGGCAUCAAAGUCAUGGAAGUAAAUGGGAUGAUCCAGUCCAUGGAUACUGGGAGAUUGCCAAAUUGUUUAUGUCUGAUUUAGGAAAAAAUCAGGCUACAACUAAAGACCCUUCUACCACUGAUAGUGGACCCCUUCUUACCUUGUUCAUAUUUUGUAACUAUUUCAAGAUUCAGCAGUCUCCAUUAGGUGCUGUUAAAGAUUGGCGGAAUAAGUGGGCUCAUGCACCAGAUCAUACACUUUCAGACAAAGAAAAGAAAGACGCUUUUGCUGACAUUGAUUGGCUAAUAACAGACCCUGAGUUAGCUUGUGUCAAAGAAAUAGAGGACUGUCGCGAAGCUAUUAAAAAAAUAGAAAGCACAGAUAUCUUGAUUUUACCAAGUGAAGAGUUAAAGAUUUCUCAGGAAUGUCGACAUAUUCAGGAAUGUCACAGUCAAGAACUGAAAAAGGAAAUAGAGGUGGCAAAAAAUAAAAUAGAAGAGGCAAAAGAUAAAAUAGAAGAGGCAAAAGAUAAAAUAGGGGAAACAUUCAAGGUUUUUGCAAAACGUGAGAAAUUGGUGAAUAUUUUGAUUCAAGUAAUUUCUGUUCUUCUUGCAUUGUUGCCAUUUACAUCGUCCCGUCUUUUGCAUAAUAUUCCUGUGAAGCUGUUUUCUUUAAUGGCAUUUUUUAUGUUUUCUCAAGUUGGUGAUAGAUCAAGUAUAAUAUCAGAUUAUGGUUGCCCUAAUGCUGAUAAAAAAUCUCCAUUACAUCAGUUCCAAUUGCAAGAAUUCGAUUUUUCCCCCUACCUUGCAUACAAAAGAGAAGGAUUUGUUGGUCGAAAAUGGUUUUUCUAUGAAUUAGAAAAUAUCUUUGAAAGAAGGGGAGACCAAGAAAGUGCUGGUGUCCUAAUAACUGGAGCGCCUGGUUCAGGAAAAACAGCAUUAAUGUCAGAACUGAUUUGUUCACCAUUUUCAAGCUUGUUCAUACACGAUAAUAUCAUUGGCUAUCAUCUGUGUGAAUACUCCGAGAAGGGAAAACGCGAUGGUGCAAGAUUCGUGCGUAAUUUAGUUGACCAAAUUGCAGCUCGGAUCCCGGGAUAUGCCAAAUACGUCAAAAACAACGAACAAAUACGGACAGAACUAGAUAGUCGUUGUCACAAGGAUCCCGCGGGCUGUUUCUUCACCACAAUAGUGGGUCCUUUACGAAAGCUAAAGCAUCCCGAUGGGCUCCGCUUUAUUGUAAUAGACGCCUUGGACGAGUGUUUCGAAAGUAAGUUAAAAACAUCCGAAAUCAUGGAAAUUUUAGACAGUAAGAUACAACAUUUUCCAAAGUGGUUGAAGGUCGUAUUAACCUCCCGAAAUCUGACCUCAGUUACAUCAAAACUUCCUAGAAUGAUCGAUAGGGCGCCGUUGUAUGCCACAGACGAACGAAAUGUAGAUGAUAUUCGGUACUAUAUAUCACGUUUUAUAUCUGAGAAUACGCAUUUCUUAGACAGAUUGUUAACAGCGAUGAAUAUUCGAUCAAAAACAGAUGGUAUGAAGAAUAUUUCUGGAUAAAGUGAUUAAACAAGCAGAAGGAAACUUUUUGUUUGUAAAAAUGACUCUGCAAUACAUGAAUGAUACGGGUCAUGCAAUUGACUCCCGCUCUUUACCAAC